This is a messenger RNA of Macrobrachium nipponense, 9078 nucleotides long. Its product is annotated as ecto-NOX disulfide-thiol exchanger 2-like. The record is from RefSeq and is a predicted model, not a curated record. Lineage: Eukaryota; Metazoa; Arthropoda; Malacostraca; Decapoda; Palaemonidae. Gene Ontology annotation, cellular component: plasma membrane; external side of plasma membrane. The transcript has 17 exons. Gene Ontology annotation, molecular function: RNA binding; oxidoreductase activity. Bases 312 to 2957 code for a protein of 881 amino acids. Gene Ontology annotation, biological process: ultradian rhythm.
UUAGUCCUGAGAAGAGAGAACUUUUUUUUAUUUCUUUUGAGGAAAUUGUCUUAUAAUGUGUUCACUGGUAUAGUGGUGAUAUUAAUGCUUUAUUGUUGUGUUAAUGAAGAAAGUUUGUUAGUGCUUGAAAAUUUCCAGAUUUUCCAACUCUGAACAUUAAUUUGAUAGGAAACAGUGAGACUGGGAAACAUUCAAGACUAACUUGUUAUUAUGCAUAACUUUAUAACUGUGUUUUGUGUGCUGGAUAUUAUAUAAUCACUAGCUUUGUGGAUCUCUAAAAUACAAAAAAGGACUAUACUUGGUUUGGCAUCAUGAGUGGUGACGUUAUUCGGGAUGCGCUUUCUGUUAUGGCAGAAACUAGCCAGGUUACUGGAUACCGCCUUCGAUUACGAAUGCAGCACAUCCUGAAAGAUGUGGCUCAGUUGGCUUAUGAACGACCACAAUUUUUUGCUGAUGUCCCACCCCCACCUUUACUUGUAAAUGAUGGGCCGCCACCCAUGCGUCCAAUGCCUCCGGGUCCACCCCCUGGCACAACAAUGGCCACUCCAUCAUCCACAAGCCAGGGACCAUCCAGCAUGUCAAUGGGUGGUAUGAUGGCCCCACCUCCUCCACCAGGACCUACAGGGCCCCCUGGUCCACCUCCGCCUCCACCUCCAGGACCAGUUAUGCCUGCAGACUACCCCACUGGUGUAGCAGCAGGAAUGAUGGCACAUGGACCCAUGGGAAUGGGACCAGGAAUGGGACCUGGCAUGGGCCCUGGAAUGAUAGGGCCCAUGCAGUUAAACGUAAAUCCUGCCACAAAUGACGCUCCUUUAGAAUUUAAUACAAAUAAGAACAAACCACCAAUGCCAGUAGCCACAAGCAACAGUGACUUAGAGGAAGGUAAAUGCAUGUCAGACCCUCCUAAAGUGGAAGAGAGACGUGACAGAGAUCGUGACAGAGAUCGUGACAGGGAUCGAGAACGGGAUCAUGGCAGAGACCGAGAACGAGACAGAGCUCGCUCCAGAGGAAGAGACAGAGACCGGGACAGGGAUAGAGACAGAGAUCGGGAUCGAGAUAGAGACAGAGACAGGGAAAGGCAAGAGCGUGAAAGAGACCGUGAACGUGGGAGAGAGAGGCCUCGUAAAGAUAGUGCUAAUAAUGGAAGAAACAGCGUUGAGGCAUGUAGCCUGUCAUCAGGGAAUGGUAAUACUCCUGUACAAGCAAUGGAUGGAAAUCAGUCAAGUUCAAGUUUUGGUCCUAUGGGCCCUGGACCUGGUCCCUGGGGUCCUAUGUGGGGCCCUACAGGUGGUCCAAUGGGUCCCAUGGGACCAAUGGGAGGACCGAUGGGCCCAAUGGGACCAAUGGGAGGCCCUAUGGGCCCUAUGGGGCCAAUGGGCCCAAUGGGUCCAAUGGGACCUCCUGGAGAAGGACCACCAAUGAGUGGUGACUUUCGUAUUACUUGGGGAAUGUUUGGCUGGAUGAUGUCUCCAGAAGGUUUGACAGUCCCCAUAAAAAAUCCAUUACACUGUAAGACAUGUGUUCUUGUCCCUCCAAAUCGAUUGGCCCCACCACCAACCACGAGAGAACGUCCUCUUGGGUGUAGAACAAUUUUUGUUGGGGGACUUCCAGAAAAUGUUACAGAGGAGAUUGUGCGAGAUGUGUAUGAACGCUGUGGAGAAAUUACAACAAUAAGGCUUAGCAAGAAAAACUUCUGCCAUAUACGAUAUGAAUUGGAAGAAUUUGUUGACAAUGCCAUAUUCUUGUCGGGUUACAGAAUGCGGAUUAAUAAUAGUACAGAUGCAGCUAACACAGGGCGUCUUCAUGUUGAUUAUGCUCAAGCUAGAGAUGAUCAAUAUGAGUGGGAAUGUCGACAGAGACAGCUCCAGAGGGAACAGCGCCAUAGGGAAAGAAUUGAGCAAGAGAGAUUACGGCCACCAUCUCCUCCACCUGUUGUUCAUUAUUCUGAACAUGAGGCAACGUUAAUAGCAGAGCAACUAAAAGGUGAUGAUACGUUCUCUAAGGCAGCACAGAUACUCAUCACUUGGCUUGAACGUGGUGACUGUAACAAGAGGAAUGCAGGCACUUUCUAUAGCAUGAUCCAGUCCACUAAUUCGCACGUUCGCCGACUCAUGACAGAAAAAGGCCAGUAUGAAGAAGAACUGGCAAAAUUCCGGGAACAAACACGAGCUCGUAUGCAGGGUGUUGUCAUGCAGUUCGGUCAGAUCGAGCGUGUCUUCGUGUCAGCCGGUCACCAAAAGGUCUGGGACCACUUCACCAAAGCCCAGAGGCGCAACAUUGAGAUGUGGAAGAAACAGGCUGAGGAGAUAAAAGAGAUACAACUGGAUGAGUCGGACAAAGAAGACACUGAAGAGAUGGAUGUCUCUGAUGAAGAUGAUAAUAUACAGCCUCCCAAGAAGAAGAGUAGGCAGCAUGAUUACCUAAAGGAGGAAAAUGAUAGUUUACGAUGUCAAAUGGAAGCGUAUAAGAAUGAAGUGGAUCUCAUCAAAGCUGAUCUCAAUUCUGAAAUAUCCAUACGAGAUGAUCAAAUAGAGGCAUUCAAGAAAACCCUGCAGGGAAUGCAACAGACACUAUCAGAGAAUGCUGCCAGAAAACGUCAAGAUGAUGCAAAGAUGGCAGAGUUGCAAGCCAAACUAAAGAAAUUGAAAGAACAGGGUGGUUUUGCUGAUGAUGAUGACAUCAAAGAAGAAUCAGAUGAACUGUCAGUGUCAGCACCACUGUCUGAUAAGACAGCUAGACUAAUUGGUUUAACUUCAACCUUCCUUCAUAUUCAUCCCAAAGGAGCAAGCGUGGACUAUAUUUGGUCUUUUAUUCAGCAGUUUGAUAAAGAUAUCCGUCCAUCUGAUAUUGAGACUAUGCUUAAUCAGUACCAAACUGUAUACAAACAGAUUACGACUGGUGUUGGUGCCUGCCUAGAAAGGAAAUGGGUCUUCACAGGAUUCGACUGUGAAAUAUAACCAUUUUACGUUAGGAUUUUCAUCACCAUGCCAUAGAUAUUGUUCUUGUUAACUUUAUCUCUUCCCAAAGUUAAUUUUUUAUAUAAGAUUUAAUUUUUUGUAGAAAGAAUUAGAAUCUUUAAAAUAUGAUGUUGAGAUAGGAUAACUUAAAAGUAAUUGCUACAUAUAACACCUCAGACCACUUAUGUGUGGAAUAUUUCCAUUACCCAACUCAGUGACACUAUCAUGCUGUUUUGUUUAGCAUGUUGAAAUAUGUUGUAUUUGGUUCAUUUCUCCAAUUGAUCAAUGUCAGUUACAUUUUAUCAUUGAAAUAGCUACUAAUAUUUUUAACUAAGUUUAGUAAGUCCUUGUACCAUUGAGGAAUUUGAAAACAAAUUUAAGAGAACGCAGAAAUGUUUGUUAAAGAUACAUUGUUCUUUUGAUUAAAACUUUCCCAAGUUUGCCCAUUGCCAGGUUAGUAUGAAAUGUUUCAAAAUAGCAUAAUGUUUACAAGAUAAAAAAAAAAAGAUUAUUGACAUAGGUGCUAAGUUGACCUGUUUGUUUCCAUAGUGUUUUUUGUCCCACUUUCAUAAACUAUAAACAAAUUUCUUGAAUUAGGUAGUGUUUUAAGUACAAAUCAUUGCUAUACAGUUACCUGGACAUAGGCAAUAUCAUAAAUGAGAACAGAUCAAUUUCCAUCUAAAAAGAUAUCAUUGCCAGUUAAAAAAGCAAGUUCACCCUGUAUGGGUCUUCUUUCAAAUGGAACUAUUUGCCAUGGAUCAGUUCAGUUUUUUUAGGUAGAUUAUAAGCCUUUGUUGUGAUCAGUUGUACUGUAUUUUUAUUGCAUUAACAGGUUUAAUUUAUGAUUUGUUACAGUGUGAAAAGUAGUUUUCAUCUUAAAUUUUAGUUUGCUUUAUUUUAUAAGUUCGCUAAUGCUAUUUGUGGUUGAUAAUUGCCUCCAAAUCCAUUGAAUUGCUUUCAGUUUUGUGAAAGUGUACGAGGUUGAGUACUAUGUUUGUGCCCCUGUCAUCCUUUGGACUAUUGAGAAACAUUACUGCCAAUUUGCAAUUGUUACCUUUGUGCUUUUAUUUAUUUAUAUAUUUUUUUUGUACAUUUAUUUCAUUCAUUGUAUUCAUGUUCCACUCCUUGUAAUAGUAGAAUUGCCUUUCCAUAAAUUCAUUUCCCUCUCAGUUCCAAUGCUCAGUUGUUAUUCUUCCUCCCUGGGAAAGUAAAAAUACAUACCAAAAGACAACAUUUGGCUGAGCACGUCAUAGAGUAGUACUAGUUGGUUCUCCAUGACAGACACUUCUAUACUUUAAAAAGUGGCUAUAAAAUUGGCACCCUUACAUGUGAGAUUGGGGUCUCUACAUCCUCCGAAAUUAUUUCUUGUGUUUGUUCUGAAAUUGAUCUAAAGGUUAAGACAUUUUCUACCAAACCAUAAUCAUUACUUAUAUGGCCAAACCUUGUAAAUGAAAAUAAUCACAACUGCAGUUUUGUCUAUGUGAUGAGUUAGUGGGUAAGGACGGACUCAGGUAUCAGACAUCUGAUUACCAUAAAGUUAAAAAGUCUUUGACCUUUUGAAUGGAGUAUUUUAUAUUCAUAUUGAAUUUAAGGAGUGAACAGUGAAAGGUGUAAAAAAAACAAUAGAAUAUUUGCUACUGUAUGUCUAUGAUGAUAAUGAAACAAGAUUUGUUGUUUUGCAAGGCAUUUGGUGGCUGCUCUCCUUUGCAGGUGAGAUGUUCAGCAUUAUAGAAGGCAGGCCAAAAGAUGUUCCUUUUUGGCUCUUUCAAGGGGAUCAUCGGUGAGGAGGGGAAACUAGCUUGCAGUCUCCAGUGGUACUGACCUAGGCCCACUUGCAAAGCUCUCAUUAAGUGGGAGGGUGGUGUGUAUUUGUGGAUUGUCAUUGCUUAUCACUUUUAUGGAGCAGGGGCAGAUGUUUCUGUCCCUUGCUAUUCUGAAAGACCAAAUUUUGACUACUAAUCCUGCUUAGGAGAGGCUGUUCAGUGUCCUCAAGUGGUUGUCUUGCGUAUGGAGAUAUGCCCACUCAGUAACAAGCACUGACUGUAAUCCUUUGUUGCUAGUUACCGAGGAAAGUAAAACUCUGCAUGGGUGGAGGUAAGUAAAGAAAAGCAAGUGUAUAUUCUUCCUCCUAUUGUGCUACCCAUGUAUUUCGGUAGGAACAGGAAGUGGAGAUCUAAGGAGCCUUCUCACAGGACAUCCCAUCAAACUUCAAGUGAGCACCUUCCUUUUUAAGUGGUUGGUGAUGGCAUUCAUUCACUUGCAGAUGGGUUGUCUGCAAUAAGUAGGGUUGACAAUGAGUUCUGUGAGCAUCUUCUUAAACCAAUGUCUCACUAUUUCUUUUUUGAAAUGCUAGGACUGGACCAGUUUCUUCCCUUGUUUGUGUGUUGUUUGUAUGGUGUUUUUACAUUGCAUGGAACCAGUGGUUAUUCAGCAACGGCUUUACUAGACUUCAAACCAUGUCGAGAAUGAACUUCUAUCACCAGAAAUAGACAUCUCUAACCCCUCUGUGGAAUGCCCAAGAAUCGAACUCGCGGCCACCAAGGUGGUACGCCAACACCAUAUUGACCACACCACUGAGGCGCUUCUUUCCUUGUUCUUACUUUUGCCAAGGUACAUAGAGAAGAAUCAGCCCUGCCUUUUUUCAGUGCCAUACAUGCCAUACAUAAUGUCCAGGUCAUGCAUGUACAGGCAAGAUUCACACGGAAAAGGUUGCUGGUUUCAGCAUCACUUGAUAUGGUAAAGAUCUGUGUGAUUGUGUAAACCCUUUGAUAUUGCCAAGUUUGUCCAGAACUUCCGAUGUACACGUGCACAAUCUCUAGACCACAUAGAGGCAAAUAAAAGUUCACAUAUGAAAAUUUACCUCUUAAUUCCUACAAGGUGGGCUAAAUUAUACAAUAAGAACAUUAAAGUUGGCCAAGUUAAAAAUCAUAUCAGUGGGAAGAGAAAAAUAUGCAAAUACACGAAAAAAAAUAUGAAAAAAUUUCCUGUACCUCACACAGGAAGUUGAAAGUGAAUAUUUCCAACCCUGAGCAGGGCCUCUUUUCCAAGACACUCGUAAACAUGCUAGUUUUAGCAAGUUAUACAUGUUCUUUCUAAUAUUUUUAUUUAUUUUGUAAAAUUACAUUUUCAGUUCACAUAAUAUAACAGAUGAGAAUUAAAAUAAUUUACAAUCCGAGAAUGUUUUAUGGUAAAAGUUUUACAAGAAGUGCUAGAGGGAUGGGGAGUUGUUGUUUCCUUUAGUAAGUUGAAAAUUCUUUCUAAUAUUUUUUGUACUCCACUUUGCACAAUUACAAUUACAGCUGUCGUAAUAUAGUAAAAGAUAAGAACUAAAACCAGCAACAAUCCCCAAGUAUAUUUAAUGGCAAACAUGUGAUGUACUUGGACAGGGAGAUGCUGAAGAUUUGUCCAUGACAUCUCAAAUCACGCUAAUCUCCCUCUAUCCUUAUCCGAGAUGUAAGUUUUGCCAUAUAAUCAGUUAUGGCCCAUACAAGUGAUAGGAAUGUUUUUGCACAAAAUUCAUUCAAAUUUAUGGCAUAAAAUAAUAGUACGAAUACUCAUAUGAGCUCAACCUGAAGUUUCAUAUGCAAUUAUUGACGAUCAAAAGAACCCUGCCUUCAGUUAGGGUUAAUGAUAACCUCUCGGUAUGUUGAUUAACCUUGUGCUCAUAUUUUUGCAGCCUCUUGGGUGUUCUGUAUCAUCGAAGACCCUUGAUGUUUUUCACUAGAGCAUUUCUUCGUAGCUUCUAGUAGUUCAAUUAAAGCAAAUUGUGCAAAAGUCUGUGGGAAUGUGUACUGUGAUGUUGAGUGGUUAAGUCAACCAUUUAAUGAUUCAACAAACACUACCAUGGUAGACUGUUGUGCCAGCAUGUCUUUAGGGUGAAGAGACAACUCAUGCUGCUUUUGAGAAUCUGUUAGGACUUGAGGGCCUUUCUCCUUCAGGGUGCACCCCAGAGGUCAUUUCCAAGUGCUUUGGUUACCACUUGUUUAAAGUGUGUUAGAUCAGGUUAACAGUCGGAUCUGCAGAUUAAGGUUCCCUGCUGGCCAGCAGAUCAAGCAAGCCACUUUCCCAGCCACAUGCCCAAGGAAGCUCUACAUGCACUGACAAAUGCUCUCCCCUAGGAGAAAUUCUGUGAAGAUUACUCCCAUUAGUUAUGGAGUUGGGAGCCAUGGAGUCUGUCUCCAUGGUCUCCCUCCAGGGAGCAUAUUGGUUUGACCAUUGGUUGAACAUGCUGCUGACUUCAUUGUCACUGGAUGUUCAGAUCUGAAGACGAGAAGAAAGUUCCAAAGGUUGGUGGUGUUUGGAGGAAAGGUGUUGACUUUCCUCUCAGACUAGCAGCCUUUGAGUAAAUUUACCCUUGAAAAGGCAUUUCCUUUUGUCUAUGCUCAUCCAACAAGAAGUUUCUGUCAAGAAUAUCCAACCAGAAGUUUCUGUCAAGAAUAUAGUCUCAAUCAAUAGAACAGAUUAGUCUUUGGUUCCUUUACACUUUCCAGUCUGCUUGAGGCCAUUAUGAAGAAUAGGAAUUCUAAUUGCUGGGAAAAUUUUACCCACAAUGCAGUCUCCAUGCUCUUGCACUUCUGAAGGGUACCGUGGCCAAACCUUCAGAGGCCACCAUAACGUCGUCUUUCCAUUAUCAUUAUGGCUUAAGACUCAGGCUAUCUUCCAAUUCAAGAUGAAACCAGUAGUGUUUCUCCCCCUCCCCUCUCUUCCUCGAUUGCCUUGCAAGCUCUGAGCAACUGACUGACCCCCUAUUUCCUUUCUUUCCUCCUCUUUAUGGCACCAGUCAAUCCAAGUAUUUGCUGGACUGGCCAAGAUGCAAGUAGAUUUCACAAUUGGGUAUCAAAUCUUGGAGCUUUAGCUGACAAGGUGUGACUUGCUCUGCUUUCCCUUUUAAUAGUUGGGGGAGGUGGGUGAGUAAAGCUGUCAUCUAAACCAAUUAUGCUUGACCCAGAUACUACCAGUUUUUGUCUGUCUGACCCAUGCUACCCUCUAGGACAGCACUUGCUUCCUGAAGCAUCACCCUGGCUCAUGGCCCUGUCAGUCGUGUACCCUUAUGCCAGAUUGUAAAGGUUACAGGAGUCAUUGCUCCCCAGCUCAUGAUCAUGGGAUUUCCAAGUAGUCUCAACUUGGCAGCCAUGAGAUAACAUCCUUCCACUCGAGUCUCUUAGGCAAGGUUUGUACUUCCUUAGAGACAUGCCAAACUUUUGAAGCAUCUUUUAUUUUUCAUAGGCAUUAUAAUAAUCACUUGAGCCACCCUAUUUUGUCCCUUAUGUUGAAGGAAAAAGUUCUGGCUUACAACAGUUGAGUAGGGGUUUCCCCCUCCCCACCCAGGUCCAAUUACAUACCCACCUUUUUACCAAGUUAUAUUUAAUGUUAGUGAGAGACACUGGUUAGUACCAACCACAUCUUAGUUGAAAUUUCCAUAUCAUUGUAUUUUACCAUGUAUCAUUUAAUCAUUUCAUUGUAUAUUUUAUAUGGAGAGAAUCUUUAUUCAUUUUCUAAGUGUACACUGUUUCAACAUAUAAUUCAUUCCCGAAUGGUUUCAGGGAUGUACAUGUAUUGGUAUGUGGUCUGCCAUAGUGAUUACAGUAUACUGCAAGUUUUCCAGAUGUUAUAUAAGUAUAAGUAGCUUAUUUAAUAAUUGUAUCUUGCAUUUUUGUUGUGUUAGUAAACACAAGUCCAUAUUGAUGUGGUACGCUCAGUUAAGUCCCUUUUUUUUUUUUUUUUUACUUGAAUUGAUAUAUUGGUGUAUAAUGAAUAUCAUUCCUUUGAAAAUUUUUUAACAAAUGUGAUUACUAUAUUUGUACCUAGGGACAGUUUUGAAAAUGUAAUUUAAAUAUUGUGCCAAAAUGCAGUGUUGAUAUAUAUGUACACAUUUUUCUUUGUUCAGAAUUUUUUUCUAUUAAAAUCUAAAAUUUUGAAGAAAACUUUGUGGUUCUUAAUCUCAAAAAUUACAUUUACAACAGUUACCACUACGCCCAAUUAUUUAACAUACAGCAAUAGGAGAGAUAAAAUGCAUUUAACAAUGUAAUAUUUUACUGUCCAAUAACUUUGACUUGGGUAGAAUUUAGAAACUGCACAAUAUAAUGUACACAUUGUAAUAAUAACUUGGACAUAAAACACA